AUUAAAAUAAAAUUGUGUGUGUCCUUCUUUAAAUUAACAAAUAUUUAUUUCACUAUUAAAUUAUCACAAAAUUCUUUAUGUUUUUAUUAUUUUUUAUAGUUGGUUUUUUAAUAGUACUUCAAAAUAUAAUGCCAACAUUCAAUUUACAAAAAGUUAAUAAAAAAAUGAACUCCUCCUCUUCUUCCUCCUCAUCAUCGUCAUCAUCGCAAACACCCAAUUUAAAUCAAACAAAAUCAAAUUCAUUUAUAAAUCUUUUCGAAAAUCUUCUUUCAAAAAUUUCAAAACCAAAUUCAAUCUAUAAUGCAAAUAAAACAAACAACAAUAACGAUGGUAAUAAUAAUAGCAAUAGUAGUCCGUUGUCAAUAUCAACAUCAACUAUGCCAUUAUCCCCAACCUCAACAUCGUCACAAUCUAAUAUAUCUAUACCAUCCACUCGAAUUUCUUCUUCCUCAAACGAAAACAAUAACAAUGUAAAUAGAACAUAUCAAUCAAAAUCACUAACUAAUAUUAAAUAUCAUAACGCAUCCCCAUCAUCCAUUGUAAAUAGCCAACAACCACCACAAUUAUCAAAAAAUGAAAUAGAGGAUAUCUGUGAAGAAUAUAAAUCAACAAAAAAAGAAACAUUAUUUUUCGAUAAUAAAACAAAUAAAGGAGAAAGAAAAGAGUGUUUUGAAAAUGAUUCAUAUAAAUCAUUUUCAAAUUAUUUAUGUAUCAACCACAAAAACAAUAACAUUACAAAUAGUAACAAUACAUUCCUUAACAAAACAAGUAAUAAUAUUCAAAAUCAAUGUAACAAUACUUAUUUCCCAUUUGAAGAAUUACCAGAAGAGAUCAUAAUCAAAAUUGCAGGUUAUUUUUCUUUAGAUUGUGUAUAUAAUAUGUCUUUAGUUUCAAAAAAUAUAUAUAGAUUAACCCAAGAUUAUUUUUUAUGGAGAGAUAAAGUUAUAGAUAGAUGGGGUAGCAAUAAUAAUAAUAGUAACAAUAACAAUAACAAUAACAAUAACAAUAACAAUAAUAAUAAUAAUUCAAAUCAAAAACAACCUCCACUUAUAAAAAAAGAAGAAAAUUCUAUUUUAUUAAAAAAUCUAUUAUUUGAUUCUCAAUGGAAAAACUAUUAUCAUUUAAGAAUAUUAUCAACUGAAAGAGGUGCAGUUUUUUCAAGCUUAUUAAAGAUUAAAGGAGUAGUUCCAUCACCAAGAUAUCAACAUACUGGUACAACCGUUGGCAACUUUAUUUACUAUAUAGGUGGCCAAGAAACUCAAAUUCGUAGAUUUAGUGAUAUCUUUAGAUUCGAUGUUGAAAAGAGCCGCUUCUCCAAGGUUGAAGUUUCAGGUGUUGCUCCACCAAAAUUUGCUCGUCACACUUCAGUUGCAAUUAAAAAUCGUAUUUUUGUAUUUGGUGGUUUUGAUGGUAGUGGAGUAUAUUUCGAUCUUUCCAUUUUUGACACUGACAAGCUUUCUUGGACCAAUCCAACAGUAUAUGGUAAACCACCACGUUCACGUACUAACCAUGCUUCAGCUGCAAUUGGCGACAAGCUCUACGUUUUUGGUGGAAUUAAUAGAGAUGGUCGUUGGGAACUUCAAGAUUUAGACGAAUUUUUUGUAUUUGAUACUGUUACAUAUAGUUGGUCAGAAAUUAAAGCUACAGGUGAUAUACCAUCAGCACGUUGUGGUCAUAGAUUAGUUUCGAUUGGUAAAAAACUUUAUAUGUUUGGUGGUGGCGCAGGUGACUCAUGGAGAGAACGUUUUAAUGAUAUUCACAUCUAUGAUACCGAAACAAAUAUUUGGCGUCGUGUUUCAAAUUCCCCCAAUAGCAAUAACAACAAUAAUAAUAACAACAAUAACAACAAUAACAACAACAAUAACAACAACAAUAACAACAACAAUAACAAUAAUAAUACACCAAAUAUUACUUGUAAUCCAAUAGUUCAAGUUUGUACAUUUAGUAGUGUAUUUGUUUUAGGUCCACUUAUUGGUGUCUUUGGAGGUCAACAUUUAAUUCGUGGAAAAGUUACAAAAAAACUUUACUUUUUCGAUUCAAUUUCAGAAUCUUGGAGUAAAAUGUCAUUCCUUUGUACAAGUCCCGAUCCACGUGAUAUGGCCAGUGCUAAUGUAAUUGAUAGUAGGGUUUAUAUUUUCGGUGGUUACGAUGGUCGUGCAAUGAAUGAUAUGAAUGUAAUCGAUAUAGCUCCAAAAUUAAAAUCAUUAAUAAAUAUAAAAUAUCACAAUUAAUCAAUCAAUCAAUCAAAAAUUAAAUAAAUAAUAAAUUAUAGAAAAAAUAAAAAUAAAUAAAAAUAACAAAUAAAAUAAUUAGAAGAAUUUUUUAAUUAUUUAUAAUUUUUAUUGCUUAUAU
Messenger RNA from Dictyostelium purpureum, 2352 nucleotides. RefSeq lists its product as uncharacterized. The record is from RefSeq and is a predicted model, not a curated record. NCBI's taxonomy places the organism in Eukaryota, Evosea, Eumycetozoa, Dictyosteliales, Dictyosteliaceae. The coding region runs from base 78 to 2231 and encodes 717 amino acids. Gene Ontology annotation, molecular function: protein binding. The transcript has 2 exons.